AUGCCAUUCCCUUUUUCUUUCUUUUUCUAUCUUUUCUUUCCUUCCUUUUCCUUUUCUCUCAUUUUCUCCUUUUCUUUUUCUUUAUAUUUCUUCACCUCUUUUCUUUCUUUGAUUCUUUCAUUUUCUUUUGUCCUUCUUCCCUCCCUUUCCUUCUUCUCCCCCUUUCCUUCUUCCCUCCCUUUCCUUCUUCUCCCCCUUUCCUUCUUCCCUCCCUUUCCUUCUUCUCCCCCUUUCCUUCUUUUCCCCCUUUCCUUCUUCUCCCCUUUCCUUCUUCCCCUCCCUUUCCUUCUUCUCCCCCCUUCCUUCUUCUCCCCCUUUUCCUUCUUCUCCCCUUUCCUUCUUCCUCCUUUCCUUCUUCUCCCCUUUCCUUCUUCUCCCCCUUUCCUUCUUCUCCCCCUUUCUCUCUUUCCAUCGUUCUCUUUUCUUUUCCUUCCUCAUAUUUUUUCAUUUCCUCCCUCCCUCCCUCCCUCCUUUUUACUCGUUCUAUUCAUCCAUUAUUUAUCUUUUUUCUCAAACCUUUCCUUCAUCUUUCCUUCUUUUUCUUUUCUAUUUCCUCUUAUUUCCUUUCCUUCCUUCUUUUGUUCAAUUCAUCCAUUUGUUUUUCCUCCCACUCCUUCCCUUCUUUCUUUUUCUACUUUUCUUUUACUUUUCCAUUUCCUACCUUUAUUUCUUGAUUCCUUUUUUUCCUUUUCCUUCCUUCCUUCAACAAAAAAUCUAAUAGAAAUGCAGACCACAUCUGCUUGUCCAAUUUAUCUAUUCAUUUUUCUUUUCCGUCCUCAUCUUUCUUUUAUUCUUUCUUUCUUUCCUUUUCUUUCCGUUUACCUUUCUUCUUUUUUCUUUCCGUUCUUUUUCAUUUAUUAUUUCCUUUCAAUUUUUAUCUUUCUAUUUCCUUUGUUUCUUUUCAUUUUUCUAACUUCACUUUCUUUCUUUCUUUCUUUCUUUUCUUCUAUCUUUCUUUCUUUCUUUCUUUCUUUUCUUCUAUCUUUCUUUCUUUCUUUCUGUCACUCUCCUUUUACUUUUCUUCCUUUCUUUUCCUUCGUUUCUUUUCAUUUUUCUAACUUCCUUUCUUUCUUUCUUUCUUUCUUUCUUUCUUUCUUUCUUUCUUUCUUUCUUUUCCUUUCCUUUGUUUCUUUUCAUUUUUCUAACUUCUUCUUUCUUUUCCUUUCCAUUUCCUUCGUUUCUUUGCAUUUUUCUAUCUUAUUUUUCUUGCUUUCUUUCAUUCUUUCUUUCUUUUCCUUUCCAUUUUCCUUCUUUCUUUUCUUCUUUUUAAUCCCCAAACACUCUCCCUUAUCCGCGCAAAGCCAGCCUCCAUUCAAAACCACUUUCACCCCGUCGGGCAUUCCAAAUAAGCGGUUGAACAUUAUGCAAUUUCCCCAAAUCCCUGGAUAUUCUCAUUUCACGAUCUAUCUAUCUAUCUAUCUAUCUAUCUAUCUAUCUAUCUAUCUAUCUAUCUAUCUAUCUAUCUAUCAAGCUCAGUCAUUUCACGAUCUAUCUAUCUAUCUAUCUAUCUAUCUAUCUAUCUAUCUAUCUAUCUAUCUAAACAGUGACUACCAAAUCAUGCCUUUCAAAACCUAA
Molecule: messenger RNA, 1575 nt
Organism: Acanthosepion pharaonis
Lineage: Eukaryota; Metazoa; Mollusca; Cephalopoda; Sepiida; Sepiidae
Source: the annotation of a GenBank genome assembly